CGUAUAAUUUUAAAAAAUAUUUGAUUACUUUUUUAUUACAUAAAGCGUAAAACUGCACAAAUACUUUCAAAAGAAAUGCAUUGAACCAAAAAGUCUACCAUUCCUUUAAGCAGAAAUUUUAACAUUACCAUCGAACAAAAUUCAUUAAUUCAAACACCAUUUGAAUAAAUGCUGCAAGUCGCGUCACAGCCAACAAAGGUAAGCGAAGUUAUUGAAUCACGAAAGACUAGAAAAUAGUUGACACAGCUUGUUUAGAAUGAUAACUACAAAUCAGCAGAACUGAGCCAAAAAAGACACACCAGCUUCUGAUUAUUUACCAAAAUAAAAUAAACCACAAACAUAUUAAUAACUUAAAUUUCAAUUACGCCUUGUUACGUGUAACAUACAUUUAUCAAGAACUUCUGCGAUUAUUUACGGCUUUCAAAACAACGAAGUUUGGCCAUAGAAUCCAAAAACAUCAACUUGUUUUGAUUGUUCAUUACUUUUAUACGCUCAAUCUCUAUUUUACGGAAACUUGAUUUUUCAUCAGCAUCAUAAUUAUUUGUAUUUCAUUUUCAAAACAAAUAAUUAAAGCUUUAGUUUUAUCGAAUUGAAGUGUUUUAUCUGGUUAUCGUGUUUAUUAUUUGAAUCAAUUCAUUCCUGUUAUCAACAUUAUCGAAAAAAACAACCCAUUUUUUUGACGUAAUCGAAAAAAAAACACUUGGCGUGUCAAAAUGAGCUCAUCUGGUGAAGCGAAAUCAUCAACAGAAACAACAACAACAAAACCAACAACAACAGCCACGCGCAAGAGUACUUCUUCUUCCGGUGUGUUGGACUAUGAGGAGUACAAAAGGAGAGUGAUCGAGGAAGAGAGAUUGAAGAGGCGGAGGAGGACUUCCCACGAUAUCCCCCCUUCCAGCCGAAGUCCCAACGAGGACGAAACUAGUCCGACAGAUGCCAAAAACGAACACGUGGCCAAUUGGCUGACAGCCAACGGGAAAAACAACCAGAAAAAGCAACACUUCGAAAAGACAGUCAGUGAAAUUGACAGAAUAGUUGAAGAACUGAAAAUGAAAGGAGUUCAAGAACCGACCAAACGCGACCACCACUCUGAUUCACUCUCACCGACCGGCAAGAACAAAAAACACGGCAAAGAUAAACACAGUGUAAACAACAACAACAACUUGAAGGGCAUUCUGAAAGACUCUGAAGACCCAUUGCACUUGGCACUGGCAAAAGAGAAUUUGAUGAGAGACGAAAACGGGCAAGAUAUUUCCGAAGAGGACGAGGAACUUUCAGAAUCAGCAGAAAAUUUAUCGCUUGAGGAUUCGAAGAAGAAAUGGAAUGAGGCGCAGAAGACACGCUACGUGAGGGCGAAACAGCCUCGCAAUGUGGAGACAACACUGACUAACGAGGAGAUAUUUGACAAGAGGACACCUGUGGACAAAGAGAGUAAUGGCUGGUGGAAGAGUUACUGCCAACAGGCCAGUCAUGUCCAGUUUGACACCCAUGCAGCACAAAACACACAAAAAAUAUAUUACGAUUCGCAAAAAAUAGUAUUUUGA
Symsagittifera roscoffensis is the source of this 1544-nucleotide messenger RNA. RefSeq lists its product as uncharacterized. NCBI's taxonomy places the organism in Eukaryota, Metazoa, Xenacoelomorpha, Acoela, Convolutidae. The transcript is spliced from 4 exons. Bases 714 to 1544 code for a protein of 276 amino acids. The record is from RefSeq and is a predicted model, not a curated record.